AAAUAUAUUGAACAAUUUGCUUAUAAUGGUACUUUAAAAAUAUUACUUGAUAUAAAAAUGAAUAUAGCAUCAAUUGAUCUUCAGCAUAACUUAUUUAAUAAGCAUCCAAAUAAAGUUAAUAAAUCUGAUGAAAUUAGAGCUAAAAUCAAAAAUAAUAUUCAUUAA
This is a messenger RNA of Cetraspora pellucida, 165 nucleotides long. Lineage: Eukaryota; Fungi; Glomeromycota; Glomeromycetes; Diversisporales; Gigasporaceae. The record is from the annotation of a GenBank genome assembly.